CCUGAGGAGCUUGUCUCAUUCCCAGUGUGCCGCUCAGCAAGAGGUCCGGCCUUCUCUGCCGCCGUCUCUCUUGCCUGUUGUAAUUCUGUCUGCCUCUCUCUGACUCUGCUGUGCCUCUCUUUCUGUUUGAGCCUCUCCGCACGCUCGUCCCUUCUGCCUGAGUCACAGCCCCUUGGGCUCUGCACCCCCAUGCAUCUGUCUACGCUGCCCUGUCCUUCUGUCCUGACGCCAUCCCCUUUCCCGGUGCCUUCCCUCUACUUCAAGAGGGCUCAGGCCCGGAAACAGCACCGGGGACUCUCGCGGCUUUCCUCUGCGUCUUACCAAGCCUGCCGGCCAGGAGGGCCGCGGGUCGGCAGCCCCAGGGUGGCCUGCGGCCAAGGGAGGGCGGAGCCCAUCGGGGCGGGAUUGGCUCUGGGUCCACCUCAUAAAGCCGGGGGCGAGGGGCGCGCCGCGCUCUGGAGAAGCCGUGGAGGGGCACUGUGGUCUGACAGUCCCCGCAGGCUCAGUCGCAGCCCUGCGGAGACAUGCCCCGGAGCCCCCGGCCCGCGCCGAGCUGGGCGCUGCUGCUGCGGUUGCUGGCGCUGCUGCGGCCGCCGGGGCUGGGCGAGGCGUGCAGCUGCGCCCCCGCGCAUCCCCAGCAGCACGUCUGCCACUCUGCGCUCGCUAUCCGGGCCAAGAUCUCCAGUGAGAAGGUAGUUCCUGCCAGCGCAGACCCUGCUGACCCUCAAAAAAUGAUCCGGUAUGAAAUCAAACAGAUAAAGAUGUUCAAAGGGUUUGAGAAAGUCAACGAUAUUCAGUAUAUUUAUACGCCUUUUGAUUCCUCCCUCUGUGGGGUGAAACUGGAAGCUAACAGCCAGAAGCAGUAUCUCCUGACUGGUCAGAUCCUCAGUGAUGGGAAAGUCUUUGUCCAUCUGUGCAACUACAUCGAGCCCUGGGAGAACCUAUCCUUUCUGCAGAGAGAAAGUCUGAAUCACCACUACCAUCUGAACUGUGGCUGCCAAAUCACCACCUGCUAUAUGGUGCCCUGCACCAUCUCGGCUCCCAACGAGUGCCUCUGGACAGACUGGCUAUUGGAACGGAAGCUCUACGGGUACCAGGCCCAGCAUUAUGUCUGCAUGAAGCAUGUUGAUGGCACCUGUAGCUGGUACCAGGGACGCUUGCCCCUCAGGAAGGAGUUUGUUGACAUCAUCCAGCCCUAGGAGGGAUCGCCACAACCCUUUGAGAGUCCCGAAGACCAAGCCCUUUUCCUUCCUGGCAGGGCGCUGGCUGUCCCCACCUGCUUCAUGGAUGCCAGACAAGGGGAAGUAUCAGGUGGAUGGUGUGGCCAGCAUGGGGGCAGGGAUGGGGCGUGUGGCAGCUUGUGUCCGGGACCCCAGUCCAGAACACGUCACGCCAAGGGCUAGGGAAAGUAGCAGGACUUUUCUCUCCCACCCUCAGCUCUUCAUCCUUGCCUCCAAACCUUCUAGUUGAGCUGGUAUUUGUUACUGAUUCUGGCUUAGUUUCUGUUUUCAAAGCUAGGACUAUUCCUUUUUCUCCCCAGAUAAGUGUGUUUUCUUUUUAUCUUAACUGAUCUGACAGGGGAGAAAUGAUGACUGUUAUACAUAUGAGAUGGGGUGGCCUUGUGCGAUAUAAGGCCAGAAGGUGGGUGACAGUAUCAUAAACAGGCUGACUUGGAGAAAUGAAAAGAACAACAUCCUCUGGCUGUGUUUCAUUUACUCCUCCAGUCUCAACUCAUUCUGAUCCUCUGAUACGCUUUCACCUGUUUAGGGGAGUGACAAAGGGGGACAAGGAGUCAUUCAGUGUGAAGCCUACAAUGUAAUCCCCUCUAUACCAUUCUUGGCACAGGGCCUGGCCCAGUUAGCAAGACAAGAAUAGACUUGGGUAUUGUCUCUCCAGGUUGACUAGACUUAAUGUCUUCAACUGCUGUCCAAAAGGCUUCUCCUCUGUCUCCUUUAGAAAGUCCUUCUCUACUAGAUUACUAAUGUUUUCAUUACUACUUCAAAACCUUUUUUAAGCGUAAAAAAAAAAAAAAAAAGCCUUUCUGUUAUAGAGUUGAAAUUCCCCCUUAGCUUUUGAAACCUCACAGAGAUCUUGGCGGUGGGGGGUGGGUGUCCUCUCUUGAGGGCACAUUUUAGGCUAGAGGACAGGAGAAAAAGAACACAAGGGCCCUUGGGGGAAAGGAUGGUAGGUGAGGAAUAUACUUUGCAAAUGUUACAGUUCUUCAAGUGGUCAGCCUGCUUUGAGAACCGCUCCCCCCAGCCUUCUGCUCAGUCCUCUUGGACACCCUGAAAUCUACAAGCACAGCCCCUGAGGGUUCCUCUGCCUCUACAAGCCUUCCUGACUUGUCCUGAUGCGGGUCUUAAGGAUUUAUCAGGGACAAGUGCUUAAAGUUCCAGGGCCUCUCCCGGGGAAGCUCUGGCAAAGAUGGAGAAGGUAGUUCUUCCCAAGGCCCCAAGGUUCUAUACAGCUUGCUGAUAAGCUGAGGCAUGCAGAAAACACUGGAAGAAGGUUCCACAGAAAUGGUGCAAACGGAGAUUCCUUCUGGAGAUCUCUGUCCUGGAGCAAAAGACUUGGAAAGCUAAAGCAGAGAGUCUCCACUGGUGGGUUAAGUAGGCUUACCCACUGACCAUGCAGGCCUGGGGCAGAGAACGUGGGGCCAGAGAAGAAGAAUGGGGGAAAACAUUAGAGGCAGCCUCUGUACCAACCGUCUAUCCCAUCGUUCUGCUCCUUCUGCCAUCCUGGGAUGGCCUCAGAGAAGGCAGAGUGAAACCCUUGUCUUAUCUGAAUUUUGAGGAAGUGUCUGGUGAAUAAUAUCAGGAACAAUAGCUUACACCUGAGGAGCACACCACACUCCUCACAGACUAUUUGCUUAAAGAAUCUCACUGAAAUCAUGCAAGUGCCAUGUUAGCUAUCCUGGCCAGGAAUCGUUAAGCCCACUCUCCUUUCGGAUUGGGAUGCUGACACGUGGUGAGGGAACAUAACCGUCUGUGAGUUGUGGCUAGAAUCGCAAGCAGCAGGAUCUUCUGACUAUUGAUCCAUCUAGGUUGUUACUCUCAGCUUUUGAUAAAACGCCCCUGUUUCUGCUCUUUCCUAUUCUGUCUUGGAGACAGAGGGCUGUCUGAGGCCUCAGUGGAGUCUCGGGCUGAGAGGCCGAGGCCCUCCUCAGAGGCCCACGCGGCAGCUCGGCGCAGACAGCAGAGGCCGGCGCCCCUCAGCCACCUACCAUCUCUCUGUGGUUGGGGUAGUAAGUCUGCUCGAUGAGCGGGAACUUCUCUCCUCCCAGGGUCUUGUAGACGGCCACUAGCUGGGCAAACUGCAAAAGAGAAGCAAAGGUUUCCGUUUACCCAGACAGCUUCUGGGGCAGACGAAACGGCGACCCACUGAGCAAGUAUUUAUUGAGCAUCUGCUCCACUGAGGGCUUUGUACAAAGUGCUCUGAGGAUAUAAAAGAGGUGUCCCACCCUCUAUUCUCCAGGAACAUAUGCUUCUGUUGAGGAAGGGAGAGAGUGAGCUAGUAUUCAUUCAGUGCCUACCCAGUGUUAAUGAUAUUUCAUUUAAUCCUCAUAUCAAACUGAUGAGCUAGGGUUCUUUAUCAUCCUCAUUUUACACAUGAGGCUCAGGAAGGGUAGGUGACUGCCUAAAGCCACAGUGCUGCAAAAAAAGGGACAGCAGGCAUUGAAAUUUUGGUCUCUAUAACUCUAAACACCAUCAUCCCUAGAGAUGGAAAGUGAUGAAGCUGGAUGGGGGAACAAGGGGCCCAGUCUUGGAAAUUCAAAUGCCAAGGAAAAGAAAGGGAGGAUGGAAUCAUAGAAUGCAGCAAAGACAGACCCCGUCUUCUGGACUUACUGCUCAUCUAAGAACUGAACUCACCAGACCCUUCACCUGUGAAAAGCCAGAACAGCUCCAGGGAGAAGGGGUGAAGCGCACAUACUUAAAUGUCAGGGUCUGCCUUUGGCGAACAUGUAGCGUCCCUGGUGUCCCCUGCCCACCCCUCUACUUUAUAAGUGGAGAAACUGAGGCCCAGAGAGGUUGCCCAGUCAAGGUCACACAGCAGUUGAGCCAGAUUCAUAGCCAGACCCCUUUAGUCCUAACCCAUAACUCUUCCUUCUCCUUCAUGUAGCUGCCUUUCAGGCUCUAAAGAGACCAUGCUCUUCCCACAGGAAACUUUCCAGUUCAAUCCGUUCACACUCAUUCCCCACCUCCACACACACCCACCCCAAAGCCCCGGCAGCGGCAGUGAUCCAGGUCUUCUCUCUCGUGCUACUGGGCUCACGCUCUAAGCCACUGAUACCUGGAACUGCUGGAAGGAAGAGUUGCCAGAUUAAACCGACCUUCUGUUUACUAAAGAAGGGAAAGAUAGAAUAUUUUUCAAAAGCCCAGUUCCUGUUUUCAAUCAGUGAUGUUAGCACGUGUGUUGGUACGGGGAGACAAUAAAAGCCAGAGCUGGGUUGUUAGAAAA
Messenger RNA from Cervus elaphus (red deer), 4458 nucleotides. RefSeq names its product TIMP metallopeptidase inhibitor 4 (gene TIMP4). Gene Ontology annotation, cellular component: extracellular matrix. Lineage: Eukaryota; Metazoa; Chordata; Mammalia; Artiodactyla; Cervidae. The transcript has 5 exons. Bases 525 to 1199 code for a protein of 224 amino acids. Gene Ontology annotation, molecular function: protease binding; metalloendopeptidase inhibitor activity. The record is from RefSeq and is a predicted model, not a curated record. Gene Ontology annotation, biological process: negative regulation of membrane protein ectodomain proteolysis; negative regulation of endopeptidase activity.